AUGUCGUUAUUUUUCAUCUUGGGCAGCCACAUCAUAAACCUUAUCAAGCCCAGGUCCAGGGGUCGGGUUGAGCUAAAACAGUGUCAUUUUGGGUAUCGAAGCUGUGUCGUGGCCCAAUUGCUUGACAGAUCUUUGGGUCAUGGGCCUAAGAAGCAUAGGUAUGGGUUGGCCUCAGAGACGAAUCCUUUCAGAGACGUUUAUCAAAUACCUUGUGCUUUAAGUUACAUCAAGCUGGCUACGGGUUACCAGCCUUAUGAUAGCAGUGGAACUGGUGAUGAUCUUCCUCCAUCACAUCAAAAGAGAAUCCCCAGAGGAGGUCGUGUGGCGGAGAAUGGAAGACCAGUUGGAGGUUCAGUCCCUUAUCCUAGAAUGAGAAAGGAAAGCUUGAUAACAGAGCUUAGAAAGGAGUUGAGAUUGUCUAAUGAGGAGCAAAAAGAGCUUCUUUCUGGGGUUAACGCAGAUGAUGCAAUACGGAGGAUAAGGAAUGAUUGGAUGAUCAAGCAAUUUUUUCUUUAG
This is a messenger RNA of Dovyalis caffra, 516 nucleotides long. NCBI's taxonomy places the organism in Eukaryota, Viridiplantae, Streptophyta, Magnoliopsida, Malpighiales, Salicaceae. The record is from the annotation of a GenBank genome assembly.